AAAAUCAAACUUUAUUUUAACUGUUUUUUUAAACAAUUGUAAUUGCGAACCAGCCAUUUAAAAAAAUAAUAGGAUUAAAUUCGAGGAGUAAUAUCCGGUCAAAGGCGCGAAAUUCAUUUUUUUAUUGCCACAAUAACCCUUCCGCGCCUACAUUUUUAAAUUUGCGCUUUUAUCUGCUGACGGAAAUGGCUUGUCAGUCAAUAGAAUAGCACCUAUAUAUGAUACUACUCUUUGGUCUAUAGUAUAAAAUAAUUAUAGUCUGUCGAGCUAUUUUCGUCAGUAGAAAAAGGGACAAAUAUAAAAAAAUGUAGGAAAUUCGCGCCUUUUUGUACUGACAAACUUGUAUGACCGGCUACAUCUUGGAGGAGUAAACAACUGGAGACGCCUUUAAGAGCCCCUCUGUCGAAAACCUCGGCUUGACAUGGCUAUUUCUACGUUACGUACAAAUACAAAUAGUCAUACAUUUGACGUGCCCUCCCCCGCAAGAAUCGGCAGACUGUUUUGUACAGAAAAUUACAGACAAGGAGACGCCUAUACAAAAAAAGUAGUUUUAUAGGCCAAUAAAACUACUUUUUUAGUUCUGGUAUCCCCGUAGUGUCAUGUCAAUGUCACUGUCAUCCGCUUUCGCGACGCGACAAGCACAGCAGUCAUUCAUAGCACUUCGUAUUGUCGAAACUUUCGGAGCUUCGGGUCGGUCGGUCGGUGCUUUCAGCACUGCAGCGCAGCCAAGUAGGCGCCAGCAAGCCACUACGUAACUAGUACGUUGUAUCCCAAUAAUAAAUAACAAAAUGUUAAAGGACAUUGUGUGAAUUAACACACGUUAUUUUUGAUAAUCGGUGUAUAAAGUUUCCAAAAUGCUGUCGAAUAGACGCUUGAUUGCUGUUUGUAUGUUUGUAACAUGUUGCAACGUGGGUCUUUUAGUGUUAUUCUACAACCUGAAUGCGCACGAGAAAUGCUACGUCACCCUGGACGAGCAGUCGGUGAGAGCGGUUGUUUCCAACGAGUUCCUGAGCGUAGGCAUCGACACAUCAGAAAUCGAGAAAUAUGACACAAUAGACUUUACAAAGCCGAGGUUUAGAAAGCUAGCGGCGGCGUUGGCGCCCGCGCGGCUUCGCCUCGGCGGCACCAUGUCCGACCGACUGAUAUUCAGCAAAGAGGAUGCCAUCCCUGCGACAUCUUGCGAUCUACCGUGCCCCAAAAACUACUCCAAAUCAGUCUGCUCUUCAAUCCAUAUCUUAUGCGGCAAGCCCCAUCCCUUCUUCAUAAUGACUGGCAAGAAAUGGACUGAAAUCAACGAGUUUUGCAAGGCAACGAAAAUGAGGCUUCUGUUUACUCUAAAUGUAUUACUACGCAACGAAAGUGGUUGGUACGAUCAAAACGCUAUUGAACUACUAGAAUACUCCAAACAAAAAUACCACCACAUAGAUUGGCAGCUAGGGAAUGAACCUAAUUCCUUUCAUCAUGUUUUUAACAUAAGUAUCACCCCUCAAGCCUUAGCUCAAGAUUUCAAACAUCUCCGUAAACUUCUUAAUCAUUACCGCUACAAGCACUCUAUGCUAGUUGGCCCUGAUACUACAAGACCUCAGGAGAGCCGACCGGAAUGUCUGCGCUACAUGGUUGAUUUCCUUUCAAAUGGUUCUGACUACAUAAAUGCUAGGUCUUGGCAUCAAUAUUAUUUAAACAGCAGAACAGCAAAGUUGGAAGACUUUUGGAAUCCUGACACAUUUGAUUUACUAAAAAGCCAACUAAAAACUAUGCAUGACCACACAACACAGUAUAAAAAUAUACCAAUGUGGUUGACUGAGACAAGUAGCUCAUAUGGAGGAGGCGCCCCAGGUUUAUCAGACUCUUAUGCAGGUAGCCCGCUAUGGUUAGACAAGCUGGGCCUGGCAGCCACCUACAAUGUCACUACAGUUGUAAGACAAAGUUUCUUCGGAGGCAACUACAGUCUAGUAGAUAAACAGUUAAACCCACUCCCGGAUUGGUGGGUAAGUGUCAUAUACAAGAGACUAGUUGGUAACAAGGUGUUACAAGUAAACUGUAAGUGCUCACGCUUCCAGCGAAUGUAUGCUCACUGUACAAACAGAAAAUAUACCAAUGACACAACAGCAGUGACUAUUUUUGCUGUAAAUUUGGAAAUGGCUAAAGCGAAAUUUCUUCUAAAUGGAACUGCUUUGCAUGGAGAUAAUUUGUCUAUUGAUGAGUAUAUUAUUCAUGCUCCAUCAAACAACAGACAAUCUAAGACAAUUUUGUUAAAUGGAUGGCCAUUGUAUUAUGAGUCUUCUAUGCCAGAACUAGAGCCAAUCCACAUAAAGUAUGGUAAUCAUAUUUCAAUGCCGCCUUAUUCCAUUGGAUUUUGGGUGAUCAGGAAUACAUCUAUCAAGGUGUGUAAGUGAAUAUAGUGCAGUGUUAGGCAAGCUUUUAGUGAUCAAUGAGCAAAAUUUGGUACUCUUUGUGUUUUAUAUCUACAGAUUUAUGUAUGGACUUCAGUUUUUAUUUCAUUCCAGUGUUUUGUCUUCAUGUUUUAUUUGUUUAAAUGGAUGUCUUUUGUGAACUGAACAUGUGCCUGUCUUUAUUGACAUGUAUGCUUUUGGAGUCAUAGUACCUGUAAUUUAAUGCUUAAGUGUAAUUUGAUCUGCUGAUAAACUGAAUUUUUGUGACUAGACUGGUUCAUUGUUAAUGGCAGCUAAAUGGUCAUAAUUAUGCAAUUUCAAUAAUAUGUUGGAAAUAGAAAAAUCAUAGAGCACAAUGAUGAAACUGAGUAUGUGGCAAGAUGUAUACAGUGUGAAAAAAUACUGGGCCGUGGGCGUGAAACAUUCUUUUACUUUUAAAAAGAAGCAAAACUGCAUUUAAAAUAAAACCUAAUUCGCUUGUCUUGCGUGGAAAUCGAAAUGACGAAAAUUCUAAAAAGUAAACACUCACUAUAAUUUCAUAUAGAUAAUGUAAAAAUUUCUCCAAGAAAAUUAGGUCUUACAUUCAUCUGUCGUACAAUCACGUCUGAAAAUAUCAAUAAUAACAACCCAAAAAUAUGUAUACACAACCUUAUAGCGCAGGGGUUCCCAAUCUUUUUCAACAUGCGGCGCAGUUACAAGUUUAGUAUUUUGCAACGGCGCCCUUGUUUGUACAUUUAAAAUCACGGUCGAAAAAGAGUGACACGACGCUAUAUUAUUUACCGAUGCGAGCGCUCAAAUAGGUACCCGCGAAUAUUUGUGGUUUCGGAUAAUGAUAGAACUCACGGCGCCCCUCUUUACUUUCUACGGCGCACCAGGGCGCCGCGGCGCACACUUUGGGAACCCCUGUUAUAGCCCAUACCCAAGGUGUAUACAUAUUUUUGCCAUUUUAUCGUCCGUAUAAUCCGUAUACAUAAAUAUUUCCAGAGGAAACCAUAUAAAACAUCCAUAAAAUCGAAUAUUUAGUACACAAAAAUAUUUUUAGACAAGCGAAUGCAGUUUUACGACUCGAGAAUCGGACGCAGUGUGCCAUGCCCCUUAAACAGGCAUGGAACGCUACAAGUUAUGUUUAUUUUAGGUAAAUGAGCUAACUUAAUGUUUUAAGGCACUUUCCCUCAAGGGCCCAUUAUUUCUUUCCAUCAUGUAUAUUGAUAUUAUACAUAUUUGGGCACAAUAAUUGCAUUUGUAAAUAACUGACAACAACGUUUUACAAAAAACAAUUAAUUGUGUAAUAGGACAAACUUUUAGGGUAGACUUAAUGUAUUUUCUUCAUACAUGUCUAUUAAUUAAAUGUAGCAGUGGUUAUAAACUUAAUGUUAAGCUUGUAAAAACACUUUAUUAACAUUCAUUUGUAUGCAAUAUGCAUUUAAUCCAGUGCAUUUCCUUAUUAAUGCUAUGUCAGCUCUUUAGAGUCGCCUUGUACUAAUUCUAGCCAUUCUAGUUCUUGAUGCGACACUGAACACUUAUGCAUUUGAUAACAAACUAAUAUUAUACAUUCUACUAUCAUGUAACAUGCAACCGCCUUUAAGGUACACAAUUGCUGAAUAGCUUUUCUUGGAAGUAUUAAGGGCAAACCUCGCCAAUUGCAUGCGAUUUGUGUUAGGGCUCCUCUACACGAUGGCCCAGCGUAGGCCAGCCUAAGGGACGCAGCUAUGCGGUGGAAUGAGAUAGCAAUAUUACUUGCUCCCUCUAACGCAUAAAUGCGUCCCUUGGACUGGCCUACGCUGCCAUCGUGUAGAGGAGCCAUUACAUUGCGGCAUUUGAUCGAUUGAAUUCGUUGCACCGACUUACCCGGCACCGGCAGUGAUCUAUAAUGCAUUCGUUUUGUUUCAAGGCCUUUAGAGGCCUAAAAAACGCGUGGUAUUACCAAACGGGAUCGUAUUGCUAGUUGUCAAUAGAGAGAUAAGAGUCAAAAAGGAUGCAAAGCAAAAGGCUUUGCAUCUGCACUAGUUUUGAUGAAUUUUGUCUAUUAUUGGCUCAGUUGAUACCAAGAGGCUAUUUGCUUACUAGGGCUUAGGCAUUAUAUAGGUAUAAAAUAAUCAAUUUGUAUACCAGCAUCUAUCACAGCGCACAUGCGCACAAUAAGCCGAAAUUCUGUUUGUUUUUUGUUAUAAAUUAAUUAAAAAUUGUGUAUUGGCCUCAUACCAUUUGUCCUAAAUUAUUAUAAUAUGUAUGUCAAAAAUGGAGGAGUAACGAGUUUAAAAUCAAAGCUAAAAUUGAAAUCUCAUAUAUCUUCAGCAUUAUGUAUUGAAAUUGGCGGUUGGCUGUUGCAUUAUGGCUUGAAGGUUGCAAUUUUUCUCAAGUACUAGACACAUUAAAAUGAACCUUAAUGAAAGGUACUCAAGGUGCUCUUAACUUGUCCAUUAUUCUUGGUGAUGACACGUGUAUCAUUUUCUCAACAAGCUUAUUCUGUUAUUGGAAUUUGAGCUUUGUUAAGAACGGUUGAGAGAUAAAAUUGAGUUUAAAUGUGUAUGAGAGUAUUGAUAGUGUUUGCAAUUGUGCACUUGACAUUUGGCAUGGAUGUUUACUUGUUUAGUUCCGAGUGCCAUUUGUUACUAUUAUUGUGGCACAUGAACUUGUGGUCGAUUACGACCCUUUGUAAUGGUCAGAUGCUGGACUUGAAAUUUAUAAUCUACAUAAUAGAACUAGGCACUGCAUCGAUGAAAUACCUUGCUAAUAAUAUUAAUGCAAAAAUAGAGAAAUAUUCCUGUACGGAGGUUUUUACCAGAAUAUAGGGUAAAUCGUCUAUUACUGGCCACCGUCCGAUACCUAGCUAAGUGGCCACCUUAAACUAAAAUGGUUAAAGUAAGAAUUCUAUAUAUUUAUAGAUUACAUUAGUUCUGAAAAUUGACUUGGAUUGUGUGAAUAUUAAACAAAAUCCUUUUUACUAAGUAUAAGGUGGUCAGUUAUUGGAAAGUGGCCAAUAAUAGCGAUGGUUUAGCACAUUUUUAAUAUAGGUAGCUAAAAACUAUUUAUUGAACCAUUACUUCACUAAUGAAAACCUUAACGUACAUAAGCCGGACUUAAUACCAUAAGCAGUAUAAUGCAUUUUCUAAAAUACUGUGCGGAUUUCGCGGUGGGACGGGUGGGGGUCUAAAAGCGGUGACAACGCACGUCAUGGCAAUAGUAUGAAAUUUCGUGAGCCUGAAUGUUCAUACUAUUUGUAAUUUAUUCAUGCUGUCAGCUGUUAAACUACUAAUGUAAUCAAGGGCCACCAGACGGUGUGAUGUUUAUGCGCAUACUCGUAGACAUUGCCAAUUUGAGCCAAAGUGAACGUGAGUGCCUUGAACAGCAAUAUAUUUUAGGUUGCGUAUAAAAUGUCCUACUUAAAAAUAUUUUAUGUAGAUUAAAAAUAAUAUUACUGCCUAAGACUUUAUUCAUAAAAUAAAAAAUAACCCACCUACUUAAUGUUACCGUUCUCAUAUGACCUGAUGUAUCUUGAUGGAAUGAGCAAAUUCGUCAAACCUAGCUAUGUAUUUAUAAAAAAGGCGCCAACUUUUUAGUAGGUACAUUCUGUAAUAAAUAUUAUGUAUUUGUACAUAUGUAGGAACCUAACACAAGGAGUAUUCGGUUCCGAAGUAAUACUGUAGCGAUGGAGCUUUACAGUUAAAAUGUCGCUACAAAUGAAACACGUGUUCAAGCCGUAUGAGAACAUUAUUUUAUUUGACCAUAAAUGUGUACCCGGCAUUUACAGACGUUGACGUAAUGUAGAUUACUUCCAAUGUCAAGUCUUUCAUUAUAAGUAAAACUUUGUAAACAAAUUUAAUGAGGCUAUAUAAUGAACGGACAAUGAUAUUUCUUAGUUUAAAGAUGGGUCACGACAUUGUUUUGCCAAUCUUAUGAGACGCUGAUUUAAAUACAGUAGAACUGGCAUAAUAAAACGGUUCCCACGUAAUGAGCCAUUUUACACAAGUCCCUACAACUUGUUACACUUUUUCACGGUUAAAACGCUAUCCCGCGAUAAGAUGCGUUUUAGACGUAUUUCUUUAAGAAGGGUUCAGUACCCCUAGUGUACAUUUAUUCGAUGGCGUAACGUGUUAAGUCUCAUUUUGUAUGGGAUUUUGAGUUUCCAAAACGUUCCGCUUGGCGCGCUGUCUAAAUCCCAUACAAAAUGAGACUUGGGCAGUGUCUUACCUGAGCGAAUAACUCGCAAACGCGAAGCGGCGCGGCGCGGGUGAAUUCAAUCCUUUGAUACCUAUGGAAGUGUCCUAUGUGGGCGAUCUCCGAAUGCCGUUGGGCCGCCGCGCCGCGUCGCAUUCGCGAGUCAUCGCCCACGUUAACGCAAACGCGUACGUCACGUUUCGAAAUCGAAUAAAUUUACACUAGGGGCUCUGGUGAAAUCGGUUUCUCUAAUUUCAACUUGAAACUACUUCUAUUCUUAUUACGAAGUUACUUGAGCAAAUAGAUAGAAUAGUCAGCCAAUGAAGUGUUCAGUAUUUUAGUUUGAAAUGUCAAAAUUAUUCUUAACUUGGCAAAUAAGAAGAACGUAAAGCGAGUAUUCUAUUUAAAAACGACAAGCUUCCAGGUAUACUCGUCCUUAAAAAAAUUAUAGGUAGACUGUAUAAGUACCUAUUUAAAAAAAACCGUUAUUUUCUGCCUAUUACUCCCUUAUUGUCUUACAAGUGGUUGGCUUUGGAAUUAAAUGUAUUUGACUCAACAAGUGGUAUUUUAAACCUGAAUAAAUAUCAACAAAUUCCAAUGUAAUGUUUCGAGGUCAGAGUAAAAACGUAAUAUGUAUAUGUAUAAUAUUACAUGCAAAUGGGUAUAUUAUACUCCAAAAUAAGCAAACCGUUUCCCAUUUCUUUAGCUCUUAGGUACUAUAUUUUUGUACAAACAUUGUAGUUUUUAGUUGUCUGUUUACACAAUCUUAUGGUUUUUAUUUUGUAAUUUAUAAGUAAAUCUUUUUCUCUAGUGCUUGUUAGAAUAUUCGGUGCCUAAUGUAAGACUGAUUAGAAUACAAUAAAGUCGACUGUAUUUAAACGCAAUCUCGUAUGCAUUGCAUGCAAUGCAUAUCAAACUUGCAUCAACAUUCAAAAUGGUAACCACACAUGAAUGUUAACGGAACUACGCUCCUUUGUGGAAAUGGAAAGGAUGGUGGAAGUCUCACGAACACUCCGCCAACACGCCGCUCCCAUACAAUCUAAGUUCCGCUCUUAUUUUAAAUCAAGCUGCAAUGACCUGAAACUUGUCAUGAACAUUCAAGUAACAUAUUAUAGUUUGUCAAAGGGCUAUCUCAUUUCAAACAUAGACAGAGGGAGUCAUACUAUCUUUGUCUUACACUAGUACUAGCAUCCAAAAGAAAAGGAUGAGUAUAGUUUUUAUUGUUCUUAUUUACUGACAAAUUGGUUUGACCAACUAUACCUAAUUUAUUUAUUUAUAUCAAAGAGUGUGUCAUUUUUUUUGUAAGUAUUAAAACGUUUACUCGCUCUAUUUCCUUUGUAUUACAAUUCCUCGAAACGAACGAACGUAGUUAUAUAUGUUACUUGAAUAUCCAUGCUAAGUUUCAUGUCAAUGCAGCAAGUCGUUUCAAAAUAUGACCGAUUGUAUGGCGGCGGCUACAUUCGUGACAAACUUGCGCUUGUACACAGUCACGCUCUGUGACUUGAGCCAUUUAGGAUAGGUACUAGCUAAUUUGGUUGUUCGAAACAUACGCUAUGGAAUCUAAUUUAGCUGGAACCCUUGAUGGCUCAGCAAUCAUGGAGCGUGACUGUACAUUAACAAACUUACGCUACUUCCCCGGUUGUUAGAUUAUAUUUUUAUCCAGGCUGUCUAAAUAGGCUAAUAAAGAGGUUGCGAAAAUUCAGUCGAAUAUAUUUAUUUGCAUUGCAUAAAACUGCUGAGAUAUAAUGUGGCAUAUAUUUUACUUGUUAAAAAAAUAUAAAUCCUAUAUUGAUAACGUAGUGAACUAGGCAUUCAAGUCGAUAAUUUGUCAUGAAGGACAGGGGUCAAAAGCAUUUGUCGUAUGCGCACAUUCCUGACCUUCAAAAUAUUUCUCAAAGAAAAAACCUAAAACUUAUUCUGUUUGAACUCCAUGUUCAAUAUAAAUGAAUACAAUUUUUUACUAAAUUAUUUAAAUGUAAAUUGAUAGUUUAUAGGUACCUACCUUUUCUGAGCGACUUUAAAUUGAGUUUGGUAGAGAAUAAUAUAGUACGUAAUCUAAUAGUAAAUAAGUACUUAUGUUUUUAAUUCUUAGGUUUUAUAUUUUUAUAUGAUAUACGUUUAUAUUGUUCUAGAUGUGGCCUAGAUAUGUGCAGUUAGCGUCAGUGUCUGACGGCCAAAGUGGCCAAAUAUAUCGUAACACCUUUGUUACCAUAAACAUGGAUGUGAUAUGAGCCGAUAUUUGAUGCUGGUACGACAUUAACAUUUGUAAUGCCUUGAACUCUUUGGGAACACGCCAAGUUCUUGAAAUUUACAUUCUCCUAAAACUUAAUUCCCGCCUGCUUUUAUUUUAUUGAAGGUCAGUAAGUGGAUAUAGUACAUACACGAAUUUUGGCACGAUAAGUUUUUAACGUUUUUAUCCGACUGACGAAUAGAGAGAUUAGAAAUGUUCGAGUGUAUGAAACUGGUUGUGUGACGUGUGUAUAGAAAUAGUUAUUUCCGAUACAAAUGCAGACAAUAGGAAAUUCAUAACGAGUAAUGAUAAAUUAAAAUGCCACCGAAGGGACUGUUGUAAAUCGACACGAGUUGCGAAUGAACUAUUCGCACGUGAAUCGUACAACGUUUUACAGUACAUAUAGCUCUUUAUCCUUUUGAACGCCACGCCUCCUAUCGCACGCGGCGCGUAAUCGUGAACCUUGUCGGUACGCAUGAAGGUUGAUAUUGGGCUGUAGCCGCGCCCGUCAUAUGACGUCUUUGGCGGUCAAAAGGUUAAAGUUUCGACACUGUUAUAAUACGUAACCUAAACAAAGGUGUUCAUCUCUAUGUUAUAUUAGGUAAUAGUUGUCACUGUUGAUCAAAUGGCCGUUCUAGAAUAAUAUUGUCGAUCUACUUAUGUUCAGAUUGUGCAUUGUGCACUGUUAAAUAUGUUACUUUACUAGACAGCUCUAUAUAUGUUCUUUAAUUUAUUUUUCUAGACAUUAAGUUAUUUUUUUUUUUAAAGAGGCACCUCCGACUAUCUUGUGGUUAGUUUGUUUAAAUACUGCAGCAUUAUUAGAGUUGGACCAAGACAAGUCUGCAACGAUUUUGAUACUCGUAGCACACGCAGUGCAAGUGUUAUUUAGACUUGUCUUGGUCUAACUCUAAUAUGUAAAUCCAUUGCAAGACAUGUUUACUACAAUGAUUAACUUUUGAUGUUGCCCGUUCGGAGAUUUUCUAAUUACAUUUACUCUAAGAAUAGGAAUACUUAGUGAAAACAUUGUGUCAAAAUACAACAUCUCUUUAUAACCUACGUUAUCUCGUUAUUAGGUCUUGAGAUAUUGAUAUAAUUACUUAAAAUAUACCUAAGAUAUGCAUAAUGUGUAUGGCCAUAAAUAGUAUAUAUUGCUAUCUUUCGCUAUAUUAAUUAAUAUUAUUAGUCCGCAACAGAGCAAUCAAAACAGGUCAGCGUAUGUUUUAAUUGCUCUUUUGCGUAGUCUUGUUUCUUCUUGAAAGAUAAUAGAGAACCUUUGUAAAACUUUGGGAACAAGUCAAAUUAUUUUAGCAAAUAUUUUCAUAUGUUUUUUAAAGUAGUCACACUAUACUUAGUCAGGUCAUAAGUUCUGUCAAAAAGGUUUUAACUGAUAAAAAAGCUAUAUAUAUAUAUAUAUAUAUAUAUAUAUAUAUAUAUAUAUAUAUAUUAUGUUGAAAGCUUAUCAGUCUAAUGUUGAAUAACUUACAAUAUACAUUAACGUAAUUUCCUGAGUCAAUUUGUAUAAUUCUAUAUAAUCUUCGGAAAAAUGUUAUGAAAAAACAUGCAAAAAUACGCGAAGUGUUCAAGGUGAUUUUGAUCCCUAUUUAUUUAUUUAUCUUUAUUACAUGGUUGAAUCUUACAUAAAACAAAAGCUGGAUCUUUUAUCUUUCUUAAAAUAUAUAAUUCAUGUGUGUUGGUAGAGCCAAAAUUGCAACUGUACCUAUUUUACCAAACCUAGUCGGAUGGCAGUCAAAAAUUAGCGUGUCACUGAAAAGUGACCUAAGUUUGAAAGGUAUUAGCUGAAGUAAAGACUUGUCAGAGAACUAAAUACUGGUGACAAAAUAACGUUCUAAUAAAGUAAGUUCAUAUAAAUAAACAACUGUACCUAUUCUAUUAAUGUGACACUCAUUUUUACUCCCUUUUGUGAAGUUUAAAUUUUCACAAUCCAGCCGCGUAUUCGCGUCUAACGAAAAUCCCAAAGUAAAUAAGUAGUAAAUAAAAACUUUAUAACAAGCUUUUAAAUCAUGGCAAACUUUUUUUUAUUAAAAGCUUUAUAUUAUCAGUCAAAACCUUUGUGACAGAACAUAUGACCUAACUAAGUAGAUGUAAAUUAUGAACUGAAGUAGAUGUCAUGUACUACGUCGUGAAAUUGGGACUGGUUCCGCCGUAACGGAGUAGCCCAGGGGUUCAUGGUCCGCGACAGCUAAAGACGUCUAUGUUAGUUUAUAACCUUUGUAAAGUUUCACUCCCUUGCCAAUCAUCAUAUGUCAUCAUAUUUGUGUUACAUUGUACAGAUUGUACUACUUUAUAUAUUUAAUUGAUAGCUCGACUUUUCUCUCCGGCAAACUGUGGGCUAGGCUUAAAUUUAGCUUUUCUAUAGGUAAUGUUUACAACCUUCCUAAUAAAUCCGGAGGUAUAGCUGGAUUUACAUACAUCCCCACAUUACAUGCAAGUUCUAAGUUUCAUUAUGGUUGUGUCAAUUUGUCUCCCAAUACUUGGAGGAAAUAAUAUGUGUUGUGUUCCGUAAAACCACCUAACUUUAGUCCAAAUGGCAGCAAUCAUUGGUCCAAAAUUAAUCUUCGUACAGGUGUGGCUACAGGGAGCGUGCAUGAAUGUAGGGCGCAGCACAGGAGCCAUUGUUUACUAACACGAAGUGUAAAUGUCAAGUUUAAGCUUCCAAUCGAAGAUGGCAGACCCAAGAAAACGUACGUGAACUGUAGAGAGUACCGCUUGCUUUGGCGUGAAGUGUCAACGUAAAGUUUAUGGUUCCGAUUCAGGCCACGAGAUGCCAGACCCUACUAUGCACAAGAAAACACGUGACGUGUAAAUGUACAUGUUUAUGGUUCCGAUUCAGGCCACAAGAUGGCAGACACUCCAACGCGCACGGUCCCUAUAAGUAUGUGCAAACAUUGGUAGGUAUUCAUUCUAUUAUAAUUAGUUAGACCAUAGUUGUAGUAUUGACUAUAAUUGAGUGGUUCUACAGUUAUUAUUCAUUAUGCCCGUUACUGUUAAUGAUCUCAUUUAUCAUCUACUUAAAUGACUUAGCUAAUAUAUUAUAUCUACAUACUUUGUAAUACAAUAGUAUUGAUAACAAAUUGUCAAAAUUGUACCCAUAGAUCUGCGUAUUCAAUUAAAUUUGUGCCUUUACUCGAUAAUAAAUAUUGCUGCCUCUAUAUCAAAA
Messenger RNA from Cydia pomonella (codling moth), 11959 nucleotides. It is a transcript of the gene Hepa, whose product is annotated as heparanase-like. Gene Ontology annotation, cellular component: membrane; extracellular matrix. Lineage: Eukaryota; Metazoa; Arthropoda; Insecta; Lepidoptera; Tortricidae. Bases 855 to 2396 code for a protein of 513 amino acids. The transcript has a single exon. The record is from RefSeq and is a predicted model, not a curated record. Gene Ontology annotation, molecular function: hydrolase activity, acting on glycosyl bonds.